AUGGAAGAUAUGAAGUUGCCAUCGAUGCCUGGGCGCAGGUAUGGAUGCAGCGGUAGGCCAGAAGGCACCCAGAGUCCCAUCUUUGCUCUAUCUGCGCCUCAUGUGGCGCCUCAACAGGCAUCCAAUAUUACUCUCUAUUAUACGGCUCUGGAGGGUGAUAGCAUCUUUAGCAUUGUGGCAAAACUUGGUCGCGGAGUCUGCAAUAUCACGCGUGCGAAUCGGCUGAUGGACGCAAAAUACCUCUUCCCUGGAUUCUCUCUGAUCAUGCCGGAUGCAGCUAGCAACCCAGACAAUGACACGUGUGUCUUACAAGCUCAGAACACCACUGCAACCUGCAUCUAUGGUGGCCGUCUUGACUGUACCACUGCCACCAAUGGCCCCAUCAACCGAGCCGCCCUGUAUAAGUUGAACAUCACGGUCGGCUCGCUGUGGACAGAAAACGCAGAGAAUCUUCAGUCUGGCUUCGUCCGACGAGCAUUGGUAUUCACCUACGGCAUGUUCAAGGACCUGGAGGAGAAAUAUGGUACGACAGUUGGGCAGACCAUCACGCUGAACUUUCAUUACAACUGCAGUUCAGCUGUGGGAACGACAGCAGAUGAAGCCCUGGGGCUAUCCUACGCCAUCAUCACGCUGCGUGUUGGGUGCAGGCCGUUGGUCGAUGACCCACCAUCCAACCUUUGA
This is a messenger RNA of Aspergillus lentulus, 681 nucleotides long. NCBI's taxonomy places the organism in Eukaryota, Fungi, Ascomycota, Eurotiomycetes, Eurotiales, Aspergillaceae. The record is from RefSeq and is a predicted model, not a curated record.